GCUAAUCGUCGCAGCUGGAAUGGAUUUGGGCGCCGUUGUAAUACCUCCCAAUGAAACCACGCAGCUGCCUGCCUGCCCACCUGAGCGCCGUUUUCAUUAGUUCACGCGUUUCGCCUCACAAAGCGCAAGCCCCACUCCCUUCUGAAACGCUCGGGCCCUUUUUUGACCCUGACCCCUGACCCCACCCCACGCAACACUCACAGCGUUAACCUCAUUGCCGGUCACGCGUGGCGCGUAGCGUGCGUUUGUCGCGCAUUCCUCCUCCCCCCCCUGUGCGGGAGCGCGCUACCAAGCGCGCGCGCCGCUACGGACCGGGGUAUCGGUAGCGCGGGUACCGCGGUCAUCCUCAGGUGUCUUUCUUUGUACGCACCGUAAAUCACACGUGGACUCGAGGAGCCGCCUGCCAUGAGGCCUUUUUUCUUUUUUUCAACCCACUUUGGCUCACAUGGAGGAACCAUCACUGUGGCGUGUACCCUACACAUAUUAUAUCCCGAAGAAAAAGAGAAAAUAAGGGAGAGCGCCGCACAGAAGAAGGAAAAAAAAAGCAAGAGGCGGCCGGGGGCGGGGGGCGGCGGCGGGGGGGGGGCGAAUAGCUGGGAGUGAGAGGAGGAAUCUGGCAAAAGAAACAUGGGAAGAACAACAGGAAGGGAAAGUGGAAGGAGCAGGGCGUAACACGAAGACAGCGGGCCUGGAUAAAUCAGCUGGCUGCGGUGACACUCGGCCCUCCGGCCCCCGGCAACGCUCGGCCGCACACUUCCGCAAAAACACUGCGUCAAUUUAAGACCGUAGGAAAAAGAACAACGUUCAUGGGUCCACCAUGUUCCCUGCUAACCUCCUGCUCCUCAUGGUCCUGCUGCUACCUCAAGCCUCAUUCAGUCGCCAGAGCAGAGACUCCAGCGAGAUUGACCAUGGCACGGUGUCCUCCCCUACCUCCUCCUUUUCUCCUUCCCCACCGCUCGGUCCUCUCCUGGAGCCCAGUCUGGCUAAGACCAUCCAGAGCAUUCUCCUGAGCCGUCUUGGCCUGCAGUCCCAACCCGACCCCAGGCCUGGCAUACCCGUUCCCCAGUAUGUCCUGGACCUGUACCGCUUCCACCAGCAGCAGUACCACCUGGUGGAGGACCCCUCUUUCAGCUUCCCCACCCAGCAUGUCCAGCAGGCCAACACUGUGCGCAGUUUCCACCACACCGAGCGCCUUGCGAAGGGUCCGACAACAGAGGAUCACAGGAGGAUGCACAUCUCCUUUAACGUGUCCUCCAUUCCCCCGGAUGAAAGAGUAGUCUCUGCCGAGCUGCGCCUCCUCCGCAAUGGAAAGGUCUCCUUCGGCCCCGGAGCCCACAGACUCAGUGUGUACCUCUCGGAGAACCAAGGGGGACCUGAACCUACCCUGCUGGAAACAAGGGUACUCACCGCUAAGCCUUACAACAGUAGAGCCAGUGGUUACUGGGAAGCGUUUAGCCUUAGCGCAGAGCUCCUCCGCAAGGCCCUUGCCGGGAUAGGUGAGCUAAGCUUCGUCUUGGAGGUCAGCCCUGAGAAUAGCUCGGUCUCGCCACGUAACCGGGGCCUUUCCUCUGCUGUGGAUGAGAAGGAACACGGGGAGAGACACAGAGAGGGACACCUUAGGGUGCGCAGGUCCUUAGGACAGGACGAGCACAGCUGGGCCCAGGAGAGACCUCUGUUGGUGACUUACAGCCAUGACGGGCGUGGAGAGCCUCUGGUCACACAUGGCAGGAGGACCCCUAGUGCUGGCUACAGGAUAAGGGGAAGGAAAAGCUCUAAAGACAGGGUAAGGAGUGGUAGCAAAGACCACGGCAGAGCCAAAGACUGGGGAAAGGCCAAAAGAAAGGGGUAUUCAGGACCAGGCUGGGGAGGCGAUGGGAGAAGAUUGAGCUGGAGCGAUCGAGGGAGGGUCAAAAGAAAUGGGGGUCGCGCUGCAAAGCUUAAACGCCUCUCCCGUGCCCGAUGCCGCCGCCACCCUCUCUAUGUGGACUUCAACGAUGUGGGCUGGCACAAGUGGAUCAUCGCCCCCAGCGGUUACGAUGCGUUCUUCUGCCUGGGAGAGUGCAGCUUCCCUCUGGCCGACCAUAUGAACUCGUCUAGCCAUGCCAUGGUGCAGACGCUUGUGAACUCUGUGAACGGUGCGGUGCCCAGGGCCUGCUGCGUACCCACCUCCCUCAGCCCCAUCGCCCUGCUCUACCUGGACCCUCAAGAUCGAGUGGUUCUCAAAAACUACCAGGACAUGGUUGUGGAAGGCUGCGGCUGUCGGUAGUGAUUGGUAGAGUUUCACCCAGAGAGAGAGACAGCCAGAGGAGCAUGGAGGGAAAAGGAGGGGGGAACCGAAAUGUGAUGAGGGGUAGUAUGGAUAGGAGAAGAGGCUAGAUGCCACAGCAAAUUCUGAUUGAAAUAAUGUGGCCAGACUGAGGAAGAGGGGUGGAUAGGGAGUGGACGUUGCAGCGAAAUCGAAAGGGAGGAGGGGAAGAGGGGGGACAGACAAGACACGGUAUCUUCGGGACCAAAAAGCAAACGAAACAAAAAGAAAGAAGGGAAUACGGUCAAAACAUUGGGAAUGCAUUUAUAGUGCAUCAAAAUAUUCAUGAUGAUUAUGCUACAACCUAUUUGUUUUGUGACGGGAAACCAACGCCCGAACAUCAGCAGACGUCUACACGAUAUAUUCCAGUGUUUGCUUUACUACUCAUCUAAUUCUCAUGAAUGACUCUCUAACCGGCAGACGCAUGCAUUCCACUACUGCAGAGGGAGCAGCCAAGAAAACUAAAAAUGAAAAGAAAAAAAAAGAA
Molecule: messenger RNA, 2792 nt
Organism: Lampris incognitus (smalleye Pacific opah)
Lineage: Eukaryota; Metazoa; Chordata; Actinopteri; Lampriformes; Lampridae
Gene: bmp16
Product: bone morphogenetic protein 16
Exons: 3
Coding region: 818-2266 (482 amino acids)
Biological process (GO): SMAD protein signal transduction; BMP signaling pathway
Cellular component (GO): extracellular region
Molecular function (GO): cytokine activity; growth factor activity
Source: RefSeq, a predicted model, not a curated record